Macrosiphum euphorbiae (potato aphid) is the source of this 771-nucleotide messenger RNA. NCBI's taxonomy places the organism in Eukaryota, Metazoa, Arthropoda, Insecta, Hemiptera, Aphididae. The record is from the annotation of a GenBank genome assembly.
AUGAGAUUUUCUCAGAUGGCUAUAGCAUUAGCCGAGAAUGGAGCAGAUAUUUUAACGUAUCCAUCAGCAUUUUUCUUCGGAACAGGUGCUUAUCAUUGGGAAAUAUUAUUGCGAGCCAGAGCCAUUGAAACUCAAUGUUAUGUAAUUGCUGCUGCACAAACCGGCAAUCAUAGCUCAGCUAGAAAAUCUUGGGGUCACUCACUGGUAGUUGAUCCACUAGGAACAGUAAUAGCACAAUGUUCUGAAGAACCGGGUUUUGUUUUGGCACCAAUUGAUUUAUCAUUAAUUAAAAGUAUUCGUCAGUCAAUGCCUCUGGAAUGCCAUAGACGAUACGAUAUUUACCCAAAAAUGAUUUCAAGUACCUUAUGUAGGACUAAGUCUAUUGAAGAUUUUAAUGAAUUUAAAUUUGGAUCAUCAAUAGUUAAAGGUUUACAAGUAUUUUACAAAACAGAAUUAUCCUUAGCAUUUACCAAUAUUAAAUGUGUCUUACCAGGACAUGUUUUAGUUGCUCCUCUUAGAGCUGUGGAAAUAUUGACUGACUUAUCUAAUUACGAAGUUGUGCUUCUAUUCCUUGCAGUUAAAAAGGACGGUCCACAUGCUGGACAAACCAUUAAACACGUUCAUGUUCAUAUUAUUCCAAGAAAGUCUGGAGAUUUUUUGGUGAAUGAUGAUAUAUACAGAAAAUUACAAAAUGAAAAAUACUGCACUGAUCCAAUGAGAAGCUAUGAUGAGAUGGCACAAGAAGCUAAAUUAUUAAGAUCGUUAUUUUAA